GCCUCGUGUCACGCAACUCGUCUUCUCCCUAUCGGGUGCGCGCGAGUCCCGAUCCGGGAAAACGGAGAAAGGAUCCUGGGAGAGAGUUUUGAUCGACGGAAAAAGAACACGCUCGACCGCCGCCGUUGGGUACGCGAAACAUAAUCGGCCACCAUUAGCGGGCCGCCGCGAGCUUCCUGAAUUUCCCGCGGCCGAGGAACUCUCGGACGAAUAUCUGCGCGCGCGUCUCACGCAGAUCGGGCUCGAUUCGGUAAUCGUACGACGCAGGCCGUUCUGCGCCGAUUUCCGUUGGACGCUGCAAAGUCUACGCGACGCUUUCGGCGCGUUACGAGCGAACGUCGAUUUCCUCGAUCGUUUCCGUUGCAACAAACGGUGUUACGCGGUUUGUGCGGAACCGCCAUUAGCGGAUCGAAGACGAAACUUCUUCUUCUUCUUUUUUUUUUUUUCCACCGAGACUCCGAGGACAGAUACGAGUGCGCGUCGGUCGUGCAUGUGCGGCACGCUGCUCGCGAAUCGAACGACCAACGAGGUUAUAUACCGUGCGCGACGCGGUGGAACGUUUCGUGUCGCUUUCCUUUAUUAAUUCUCGGUAUUGUUUUUGGGUGCACUGUGUCUCGAAGGUGGCUGGCGAUCAUCGUGUGCGUGCGACCAGUUUGUUUACAUUCUCGGUGACUCGAAAGAAGUGCGUUGCGUACGUCCACGUUGGACAGACUCCGGGAAGAUCAAAGGAUAUACGGGGACUCUGUCGUUGUUGAGUGAGUGCACGGAAGAAAAAUCGGUGCUCCUAGGGGGGGGAUACUUCGUCCAGGACCAUCCGUAAUCGUUUACGUUUCUACGACCGUCGUAGGGGAACUGGAGUAGCGCGUAGGAUCAAAGAUAGAAACGUGUCUGGUGUGCAGAACAAGAAGGAGGCGAAAAGUGGGGACGUUUGGGAGGUGGUUUUGGAUGUUAGAAAGCGCGGGGGUGGCUAGAGAGGCCCCGCCGCAGGGUACGGGUCCCGAUGCCGGUCCCCGUAUCGCAAACCCUUACGCUAACCUCCACCCUCGUGCCCAAGGAGGAGUCAAACAUGCCCUUCAUAGACGACGAGCUACUUUGGUGCCCUGACAAUGACGGCAAAAUGGUCGACUUGACGCAGUGUCUUCAGGAGAGCAGCACAGGGCAGUCGGUCGAAUUUUCCCCGAUGGAAUUGAGCGCCCUGGUCGGUACGACAGCCACGCCAAAUAUGCCGGCGGAGGAGGGCGAAGGUAUGGCCGGUGUCACAGGGGAGGAACCCUUCGACACGCUAGACACGUUCCUCCGAGAACUGCAAGCCGACUUGGCCGAAGCCAGCCAGCCCACGUCGACCACUACUUCCGUAACCUCUUCGUGCAGACGGCAAAGGUACAACAUCGCUGCUGCCAAUCCCCUGUUAGCAGAAAAAUUAGCAGCUCCUUCGUCGCAAGCGUCGCCAACCUCCAUACCCUAUGCAACGAGGGCGGAAAUCAAGACGGAAAGUAUUCAGCCUGAGAUGAGCAAAGUGGACACCAGGGAGGUCCAACCGCACGAUGCGAACGAAAAGGAGCAACUCGGCCUCGCGAGCGUUAAGGCAGAGCCAGGAUCGACCGGGACGACGACGACCACCACCGGGACUCGUCUGUUGCACGGUAUCCUCUCCCAGCAUCCCCAGCAGCACGGUUUAGGGGUGCAGAACGGAUAUGGCCGCCACUUGGCCGGCCACGCUCAGAUGGGCCAACCGCCCUACACCACUGCCACCAUCGCCACCACGAGUACGCCAGGAAGCGGAUCACUGCCAGCGAGUCCCGCGGACAGCGGAGUCAGCGACGUCGAGUCCAGCACGUCCUCGGGCGGUAACGAGGACGCGAAUCUCUUGCUGAAGGCCAGGCUCAACCCCAACACGUCCCUUCAACCGAGCCUGGCGUCCCAUCAUUCUCAUUUGUCGUCAGCAGCACUCGGCAGGUCAGCCUGUCACAGUCCUGGCGUUUAUCCGUCGACGGCGGGCUUCCUGCCGCCCUCCUAUCACCCUCACCAACAUCAUCCCUCCCAGUACCAUCCGCACAGAGGGAGCUCGCCCCAUCACCAACACGGGAACCACGCGAUGGGACCGACAAUGGGACCGCCCCAUCACCAUCACCACCAUCAAACGCAGAGUCUACAGCACCUACAUUAUCGUCAACCUCCAACACUGUCCGAGAGCUACAGCAGUUACGUGAAUUCGAUGUACGCGAGCGGGGGACAAUUCGCUACCCCCUGCACCCCGAGCCCCCCGAGAGGACACGGCGGCGUCCCGACGAGCGUGAUCCAAGCAGCCACCAGCUCGGUAUCCGACGAUCUGUACCUGCUUGAGUUGGGCUUCCCUCCGCGAUCGAAGAAGAACAAGUUGAAGAAACCCCGUCAAGGUGACGGAGCAGCAGUGAAGAGGAAAUCUCGCGAGGGCUCGACCACGUACCUAUGGGAGUUUCUGUUAAAGUUGUUGCAAGACCGGGAGUACUGCCCACGGUACAUCAAGUGGACGAAUCGCGAACGGGGAGUGUUCAAGCUGGUCGACAGCAAGGCGGUGUCCCGUCUGUGGGGUCUGCACAAGAACAAGCCGGACAUGAAUUACGAGACCAUGGGCCGUGCUCUGCGUUACUAUUACCAGCGCGGCAUUCUAGCGAAAGUCGACGGUCAGAGGUUGGUCUAUCAGUUUGUGGACGUGCCGAAGGAUAUUAUAGAAAUCGACUGUACCGGCGCGUGAGACAGGGCUAGGCCCACGAGGGAGCAGCACGAGAGAGUUCGAGCCGUACGGGAAAAGAGUCGUUCGCGUAUUCGCACAGCGAUCGUUCGCAAGAUGACACCGUCGAGCAGCUCUUCCUGCCACAACGUCCCGACUUGGCACACCCCUCAGACGAUCUGAAAAAACCAUACGCCCUCUCUCUGACUUCGUUUGUUCCUUGUAUUAUAUAUGUAUACCUAUAGAGAUGUAUAUUAACGAAGUAUGCGCGAGUACAGACGCUGCCGCGAGAGGAUGAAUGUUUGUUUUAUCGACGCGUCGGUUGCGCCACGGUGCACGGGGCACGCCAUUGUUGCCCGUGCGCCGCAAAAUUUCGUCCUCUGGUCUUUCUAUACAUUAUUAUGUUUUUUGUUACUUUUUGACGAUUGAUACGUCGAUAGUAAUCGUACUAAGCUUUACAACGUUUAUAUAUAUAGAGAAGUAUAUAUAUAUGUGUAAGUAUAUAUAUAUGCGUUGAGCUCGUUCAAAUUUGUACAAAAUUUAGUUCUUAAAGGAUAAAAGGGAUGCUACGGCACAAGUGUUAUUAAAUGUAUUUUAAUCAAGAGAGAAAAAGAUGAAUCUAGUAUGGACAAAUUUACUUAAACGUAAAGUAUAGUCGGAAGUAUAGGCGAACAAUUGUACAUUCGAGAGCGCGAUAAAUUAUUUAUUGUAUAUUAGACGAUUAUAUAUGUUACCUAGAGAAAGAAAAAUGAAAAAAGAUGAAAAUUGUUAUGUAACGUGUCGACGAAAGGGAAAUAUGAGAAAAAGGGGAAACGAGACACACAUACGUACACACACGCGACGUGGAAAGUUUUUAAAAAUGACGAGGAAGAAGUUGAGGAAAAAAAAAGAAAAAAAAAUGAAACAUAAUGAAACGAAAUGAGGGCUGUGAAAAGAUUCAGAAACGGAUGAACGGAUAGAGCGGAAACGAACGACGUUUAACAAAGUUUCGUGGAGCGAGCUCAGGGAGGGGUACACACACACACAAUACACACACGGACACACGCGCGCACGUACACCACUCGUGAACACAUACACACUAUAUUUUUUUAAAUAUAAGCGAAAAGGGCGACUCUUCUAUUUGAGCUGAGGGUUCAACAACGUAAGGUGCUGGCUAUACACACGAGGUCCAAGAAUGUUAUUUAGCAAGCUAGUGUUACUAAUUCAUAAAAAAAAAAAAAGAUUAUUGAAACAGACAUUAUAUAUCUCUGUAUAUAUAAAAUACACCUUUAGUAUAUAUUAUUGAAUAUUAUAUAUAUAUUAUAUGAAUAUAUAUUGUAUGUUAUGUAGUAAAUGGAGCGAGUUAAUGUGUCUCUAUGAGAUUUUUCCGUCACGUCGGUGUUUUGAGGAAGUUGCGUGCAACCGUUCUACGUACGAUGUCUCUGUUCCGUUACUACAAGAAACGAACCAACGUUUAGAUGCAUAAUCGUUUCACUUUCCUUGUUUUUCGUCGUCUACACCCAUACGGUCGAGAUCGAACUUGUCAUUUCGUCAAUUCGAAUCUCGCCCGCCCUGUAACGCACACUUUUAUGCUCGUACGAGAACUCGUCAUGCUCACAGGGAUCAGAGACAUCGUACCUUUAACCCAUUUAUGCCCAGAAAGAACGAGGACGAUUCGGAACCGCUUGUAAUCGAUACAACGAGUCGCGAGUUAAAAUCAUUUUUGAAAAUUUUAUCCGCUCGACGGGAGUAUUUUUUAUCACGCGACCGAUCCGCGCGUAAAUGGGUUAAGUCGGUCCUGUCUACGGGCGAGGCUCCUCGACGCGGUUCCGUCUCCCCCCCCUGUUCGUUUGUUUGCGUUUGCGGUUACGUCGGGCACCGAUUCGCGCGUCGGUGGUAACGGGGACACGAGUGCGGUAAAAAAAACUGUUUUUUUUUUUUUGCUAUCGCGAGCGACUCCGGACAGGACUGUAUUUCCGAGCGUAAUGUGACCAGAUCUGUGAAAUUCCAAUGUCGCACCAGCCGAAGCGUUACGAAGUACCAACAGAGUGGGACAACUACGAGCAAUACUAAUUCGGGUCAGCGUGCAUGCGUCCAACUGCCAAAUAUUUAAAAUCCGGGACACUUUACGGGUAAAAUUUUAAUCACAGGGCGGAGAUAGCGUGAAACCCUGGACGUCUCUGGUCACAUUAUUCGAGCGUAGAGUUUAGCCUAACCCGGGCACGUGGGGCGUUCGAACGCGAUAAGUUAGAGCGAAGUUUAAUUUAUUGUACGCCACCCCUCACCCCCCACACCCACUCCCCAUCUCCGCCGCCCGAGAGGACGUGACGUGCGAGUGCAAGCGUAUCCUGUAGAUAAUAAGUUUUUGUACAUAAAAAAAAAGAUGAAGAUUCGUUGAGAACAUACUUAGAAAGAACAUUACGCUGGUUAACUGUUCGUAACUGUGGAGAGACGAGAGUAACGAGAGAGAGAGAGAGAGAGUGAGAGAGAGAGAAACGCCGGAGGGAAAGGAUGAGAGGAGAAUGGGAGAGUUUGCUCUCUGAUCGCAGUUCUUUGAUCACCUCAAAACGAAUUUCGAUGAAGAAAGGAAACACAGUGAAUAAUAAUAAUAAUAAUGAUAAAUAAUAACAAUAUGAAAAAAAAAAAAGAAAACGAUCAAGUGCUGCCAAUAAAUGCCUGUAAACGGUCCCUUGCAUUUUCUGCCACUAAAAAGAGAAAUGAAACAUGUAAGCGUAAGCAAACAGAGCGCGUUGUUCGAAUCAAGAGAAAUGCGAUGGGACGCCAGACAUACCGAUGAUACAAAGCGAAUUGCCUUCUCGUAAUUAACAAAGACGUGUUGCCUUCUAACAAAGAAAACAUAUUAAAAAGAAAAAAAAGUUCUAGCAAUUUGUAUCGUAAAAUACCAUCGACUUUGUCCAGAGUACUUAAAAAGAAACCUCACACAUCCCGUGUAUAUCCCCUUUGUCAGCAUAGCGAUUUUGUAACUUUUGUCAAGAGUAACGAA
Molecule: messenger RNA, 5693 nt
Organism: Colletes gigas
Lineage: Eukaryota; Metazoa; Arthropoda; Insecta; Hymenoptera; Colletidae
Gene: Eip74EF
Product: ecdysone-induced protein 74EF-like
Exons: 8
Coding region: 1001-2734 (577 amino acids)
Biological process (GO): regulation of transcription by RNA polymerase II; cell differentiation
Cellular component (GO): nucleus
Molecular function (GO): DNA-binding transcription factor activity, RNA polymerase II-specific; sequence-specific DNA binding
Source: RefSeq, a predicted model, not a curated record